AUGCGUGAAUGCGAGAAUUGUUCGGUGGAUUUAGCACACAGCCUGGUGCCAGAGGCAGCUCUUCCGGAAUACCGGUUUCGAGGGAUGCGCCUGAAGAUGUCAGCGAUUCACGUUGGCUUCGACAAUGUCGGCGUGAAGUUGAAGUCUAAUGGACGUUGCAUAUUGGAAGGUGUCACCGGUGCCUUCCGUCCUCGAAAGAUGGCUGCGAUUAUGGGCCCGUCCGGUGCAGGGAAAACGACCUUCAUGAAUGCGAUUUGUGGCCGAGCAUACUACGGGAACGUGAGCGGCGAGAUCCGCAUUAACGGGCAUGUCAGCAGCAUAGCUGAGAUCAAGGAGCUGAGGGGCUUCGUUCCACAAGACGACAUCGUGCAUGAACAUCUAACGGUUCGUGAGCAGCUCUACUAUUCAGCAAGGCUCAGGAAUCGUGACAAGACGCCAGCCCGCGUGAUUGACUACAUUGUCGAAGACGUCCUAAACGUCAUGCACUUGACAGAUGUGCAGCACAGCAUAGUUGGCAAUGUGGAGGAGACGCGAGGCAUAAGUGGCGGCCAACGCAAACGGGUCAACAUUGGUUUAGAACUUGCAGCACGGCCGACGAUCUUGAUGUUGGACGAGCCGACGUCUGGUCUAGAUGCCACGACGGCCCUGGAUAUCAUGCGCUCACUGAAAACAUUGUCAGAGAUUGGCAUGACAGUGGUCAUGGUGGUGCACCAGCCGCGAUACUCCCUAUUUACCCUGUUCGAUGAGGUGCUCCUCCUGGGGUUGGGAGGGCAGACAGUCUAUCUCGGCAACAGCAGAGGCGUUCUGCCAUAUUUUACCAGCUUGAAUUUCAACAUGCCCGAGCAUGAGAACCCUGCCGAUUGGUUCAUGGAUGUGAUUUCAGGCAAGGUGAAGAACGAAACCAACCCGAACCUGAAGUCUGAUGGGCUUGCAGAAGUAUGGGCUCAGCGUUUCACCGAGAUUGUCGUUGAAUUUGGUGAAGAAUCUCAGGUUCGAAGAGCCGAACUGUUCACCUUUUCUAAAGCUCUAGCUGCCAAGUUAGCAGGCGCAGGCCUGGAUUCGGAUACCAUUACCGAAGAGGACUUCCUGAAACUCUUGGAAGUGAGCGGGGUGCAGGAACCAUCUUCCGAUGCCCUUCGGGAGUUGAAGGCUCGCAUCGGAUUCGAGGGAAACUCGAUCUCCCGGGAGCAGCUCUCUAGCUUCCUCUAUGGAUUGAACAAUGCCUUCUCCAGUGACGCCCUCAGCGAUAUUGCCAAUGUUCAGAAAGAAAUGGAAACUUCAGAGGCCUCUGCCAGCACGGUUGGGAGCGUCAAGAUCAGCCAGGAGAAGAUGUCCGGAAAGCGCGCACGCUUGUGUGCACAGUAUCCUGUCCUACUCCAUCAAAACAUCAUUCGGUGGAUGAGGCUCUGGAAACAUAAGGCAUUCAGUUUGGCACUGAUGUCGCUGGCUGCAGUUGUGUUUGGCAUCCAAUGCAAGGACAAGCUUAUACCGGAGAACGUCCUCUGCCCCAUCAAGAUCAACAUCUCGCACGUUGCUAUUGGGCUCCUCAUGGGCAUUGCUUGCCUCCCGAUCUUCGGAUCUGAUCGCAUGGUGUUUUGGCGGGAGAGUGCAAGUGGCAUCAGGGUGAGCGCAUUCUUCUUGUCCAGGGUGACAGUCUUCCUCUUCGAUGUGCUUGUCUGGACCUACGUUUUCACUGCAGUUUGGAAGGUAAGCUCCGAAGCUCCAUGUGGGUAUUGGCUUUGGCUGGUGGCCUUGCGUAUGACUGCAGUCAGCGCAGCAGGCAUUGGCGUUUUGAUUUCGACCCUGAUCCCCAAGUCCGGCUCGACAUUGGCAACAGCUGUGGUUUUGCUCAUUAUGGGAGGUGCCAUCAGUGAACCUCAAGUUGUUGCAGAAGCGAAAGGAAGCUUCAACGAAGUAUUAGCAUUCCUUUCCCCAUUCACGUGGACAUCUGGACAGAACUACUUGGCAGUUAUCGCAGAGUUCGGGGGCGAGGAUAACGUGAACAUCUUCGCCUUAGACAUGAUGGAUGGCUACCGCAAUGUCCUGCUGUCCAUAAACCUGGGCGGCCAGAAUUUGGAUUACCUUCCUGCAGCAUACAUUUCCUGCAGCAUUUUCGGUGUUCUCGGGUUGACUUUUGGGUAUCUUGGGCUGCGGUUUUCUCACCGUGGCAAGCAAGCCUAA
Symbiodinium sp. CCMP2456 is the source of this 2181-nucleotide messenger RNA. NCBI's taxonomy places the organism in Eukaryota, Dinophyceae, Suessiales, Symbiodiniaceae. The record is from the annotation of a GenBank genome assembly.